GUGACGGUUCUGUGCUUGAAAAAGUUCCAACUUUGUGCUGUGUUAUCAUUCAUACUUGAAAGUUUCUAUAUUACCAAACAAUGUUCAAUUUGUUGAACUCGAGUAACAAUGCCUUCGUGUCUGCCGCUCAGAUUGAAAUCAGUGUUCAUAUUUCGGCUUCAGUGAACAGUGAAUCUCAAAACACGAACACCACUGAACCAGAUUCGAAUAUUCAAGUGACACUCAGCCAACACGGCUGCGGCGCAAUCAUGGACUCAACUGAGAACUGCAAACAUGAGGUAUCAAAAUCCAAAUAUAACGACGUUGAAAAUCAUUAUGAGAUGGUCCAUUCAAUAUUAAUCAAACUUCAGAGUAUCCAUGGUAUUGUUCGUAGUAAAGAAUCGAGUAAUGCUCUUGCUGAGAUUUUAGCUGCCUUGUCAAAAGCGUUUGCUGAUCCUUCGGACGUUAACUGCCGUGAAGUCAAGAAGGGAAUCAGUGACCAUGGAAUGAAAUGGAUACUUUCUUCUACUGAAGAAAUUAUUCGUGCAAUCUCUCCUAUUUCAUCUUGUUGGCUAUACGACCGAUCGGACAGAAUGAGGCUGCGUACUCUUAAAAGUCGACUGAAAGCUUUGGUUAUUGCUCACAUCAACGGUAAUAGUAGUCCAGUCGUAAUCGAAUCCUUUGUGAAACUUUUAAAAGAUAUUUCCAAGGCAUCUAAAGUUAUGAAGAGGAACAUCAAAACAACGACCGUAAUUCUCAAAGGUAAACGGUAUCACGAUCUGUGGUCUCGCCUUUUCACUGCCAAGUCAGUACGAGAUUUGAUCCCGGACAGUGGUAAAGUGGAAUCGUGUGCUUUGUGUUUCUUAACAGAAAUUACGUCAAAAAUCAACUUUGCCUUCUUCUCGAGCUGCCAGCACAUCUUUUGUCGACCUUGCAUUCUCGAAUGGAUGAACAUCAACCAGUCGUGUCCAGUGUGUCAACAACCCAUGAUGGACCUGAGCACUCGGGAUGAAUUCGUGAGCUUCAAGAGGCGACAAUUCAAAAUGGAAGACAAGAUACGAAGACGCGCCCUCAGAGCAGCGCGAAAAUCUUCGCGGUGUACGAAAAAAGAAAUGAAGGAUUAGACAUGAUUGCAAUUACUGCUUGCUGAAUUGCCAAGAAUUGCAUGAGUGAAUAAUUCUUAUAUUUUAAAGUAAUUUAUCUCAGUCAGGCUUUCUUUCGUGGAAACAGAAAAUGAUUACAAGAGAAGGGAUUUGGUGCUGCCGUUUGCUUUUAAGAAUUGUUUAAAAAUUUUUGAAUCCAACAUAAAUUGCACUCGUAUGACAGAUUAUAAAAAUGUCUUGGGGGAAAAAUUCUUAUCGAAUUAAAAAUUUUCAUUCAUUCACCUUCAUACAUGUAUGGAAACCUUCAAUUGAAUUUGAAUGGAAAUUCAAGUCCGAAACCGAAGCGGGAAAAUUUGGGCUCACAUUACAAAACUGUUAUGAAGCUCGAGUGUUGAACUAAUUUGGACUUCAGAGUUUUUGCAUCAAUUCUUAGACGUGAAACUAUCAGUAUUGACACAAGGACUGAUUUUUUACUUGAGGACUAGUGAAAAGUGAGAGAAAAGACGAGUGGGAGAAAAGACGAGUGGGAGAAAAGACUAGUGCAGGGAGAAAAGACUAGUGGGAGAAAAGACGAGUGGGAGAAAAGACGAGUGGGAGAAGGGACAAGUGGAAGAAAAGACGAGUGGGAGAAAAGACGAGUGGGAGAAAAGACAAGUGGGGAAAAAAGACAAGUAUGAAAAAGACGAGUGGGAGAAAAGACGAGUGGGAGAAAAGACGAGUGGGGGAAAAGACGAGUGGGA
This is a messenger RNA of Hyalella azteca, 1822 nucleotides long. RefSeq lists its product as uncharacterized. The transcript has 2 exons. The record is from RefSeq and is a predicted model, not a curated record. NCBI's taxonomy places the organism in Eukaryota, Metazoa, Arthropoda, Malacostraca, Amphipoda, Hyalellidae. The coding region runs from base 81 to 1103 and encodes 340 amino acids.